CCAUACCAUACCACUAAAAAACUCUCACUUGCUUCUUCCAUGACUGUCUCCGUAGCUUCUUCCACUAGAUUUCCCAAGAUGCAAUCCGGGGUUUGUUACAGUGGAUCCUUCACCCCACGAGUAACAGUGAGAUGCUGUGAAAUCGCAAACGAGCCUCCACGACCAAAAUCAAAGCUCCAAGUCGGAUCACCAAUCAUCAUCGUGGAAGCCCCUAAAGUUAUAAAAACAGCAGCUUCAAUGCCUUGCCUUAGAGCUAACUCUGGCUUGGUCAAGCCUGGCGAUGUUGGAAGAAUCGUGUCAAGAAAACCAAAGGACUUGUGGGCAGUUCGGCUCUCCAUUGGAACGUAUCUUUUAGAUGGUAAAUAUUUCAAAGCUUUGGAGCUCGACGAAGAAGCUACUGAUUGAGAUCAUGUCUCACGUCAUUUUCAGUUUUUUUUUUUACAUAAAUACAUCUGUUUUCUUACUAAAAUUGUUCUAGCGGUGUUUAUGACAAAAAAAAAACAAAAAAAAAUUGUGUAGAGAUAAGUUUAUUUUUAAAAUAAUAAUCAUUUUGAACA
Messenger RNA from Capsella rubella, 557 nucleotides. RefSeq lists its product as uncharacterized. The record is from RefSeq and is a predicted model, not a curated record. Bases 40 to 405 code for a protein of 121 amino acids. The transcript has 2 exons. Gene Ontology annotation, biological process: NADH dehydrogenase complex (plastoquinone) assembly. NCBI's taxonomy places the organism in Eukaryota, Viridiplantae, Streptophyta, Magnoliopsida, Brassicales, Brassicaceae.